UGUCCUCAGGUCGAGUCGACCUAUCAUAGUGGAUUAUACGGUUAUGGCUGACACCUGCAUGCAGAUGCAUUAAAACCCGUGUUGGUGGGGUUGCCCAAACCUUCGUCACGACCUCGGGACACUUCUGGCCGGUAGCACGACCACAUUGCAAUCUACGUACGAUAGAAGCGCACAAUGGAUUGCUUGCUUUGCGCAAAGAUUGCGCGCAGCACGCUUAGGACAAAGUCAAAUCGAGAGCGGGCCGACAGGAUUGCACAGUUCAAGGCAUUCAAGAACAACAAUGCGUGCCCGACAUGCCGAAAGGUCGUUGAUGUUUUCUCUGCAGUGGGCAGCGCCCUCAUGGAUGAUGCUGAAGUGACCAUAGCAUUUGAGGAGUCCCAAAGGUAUUACAGAAGAUGCUGGACACUAAGCAUUGCCCAACAUGGAAUAUACAUCGAACUUCUCCGUCUGAAUCGUGAAUUGGGUGUUGAUGAGGACUUUGCAACGCCAGUCGACGAUCCCCAUAUCAACCUGGAUCAGCCGAAGCGAUGGAUCAAAGACUGCGAUGAAUACCAUGGCGGGACAUGCCACACAAUAUGCGACCCUUGGGCUCGUAUGGAAUAUCCGAAGGAGCUGAUCCUCAUCGACGUCGAGAGGCAAUGCUUGGUGCGACAAAAGGGAUCGCGGAGAUAUCUGGCACUGUCAUAUAUGUGGGGCAAACCUGUUGCAGGCUUCGAGCCCUUCCAAACCAAGCUCAACAAUUUCGACAGCCUUCGUCAGGAAGGGGCGUUUAACUUGACCAUGAAUGCUUCCCGUUUACCGAAUACCAUCAAAGAUAGCAUUCUAUUGACGGGACUCCUGGGUGUACGUUAUCUGUGGGUGGAUAGGUUCUGCAUCAUCCAGGACGAUCCGACCACAAAGCCGAUGUUUCUAAACAUGAUGGCGUCGAUAUAUGCGAACUCCUAUUUUACUAUUGCUGCAUGCGAAGGCAGCGAUGACACGGCAGGAUUACCUGGGAUAGGCGACCGAUCGAGGCCUCUACCAUUUCAGACUUUCGACUUCGGACCCUCAUGCCGCAUGAUCUCAGUUGAGCCUAUCCGGCCGAUCAAUUCCCCCAACGACCUCUAUCAUACGCGAGGGUGGACAUAUCAAGAAUGGAGUCUAAGUACAAGGGUGCUUGCGUUCCACCAUCAUACCGUAUCCUGGAUGUGCCGGAAGUCACGGGAGCGUACCGAGAAUGGUGCCCAGCCUGUCCCUUCAUAUAUCCCCACCGUCAUAAACAUCGAAGAAGGGGAGCACCUCUGCUCCAGGUGGCCCAAUUUUAAGCUCUAUGCUACUUUGGUUUCGGACUACAGUGAACUCAACUUGACAUACCCUGAGGACGCCUUCAGAGCGUUCUCGGCCAUGGUUGCAGUCACGGGACGCCCGAUGGCGGGAGGGAUUCUCUUCGGAUUGCCGGAAGUCAUCUUCAGCGGUGCUCUUCUCUGGAAACCGCGAGGUUUGAUUGAGCGUAGGAAGGACAGACACGGUAAUGUCAUGCAAGAGUUCCCGAGCUGGAGCUGGCUGGGCUGGAGUGGGCACAUUGACACGGAAGCCUGGGCACAGGCUCAUGCUUAUUAUUCCGUCGACAAUGGCGAUGUUCUUGCUGGUACUCCUUACAGAUUUACUAUACGCCCACUGAUUGAUUACUUCAAGACGAGGGGAUUGGUUGUUAGGAAGAAGAUACACAACGGCUACUACGACACCGCCAAACGGACGGAUCUCGAUCUCCACCAUGAGAGCCUCCCGCCAACCUGGAGGCUCCGGCAUCCUGUACCCCUCCUGUCUCAGCCUGAGCCACCUGUCGACGAAGAAUGGGAAACUGUAAUCGAGUUCCGAACCAGCCGCCUUGUUCUGCGCCUGGGCGAUUGCAGAAACGACAAGCACGGCAACACAGAAGAUUGCGAUCUACUGACGCCAGACGGAGACGUUGCAGGCCUGAUGACCUAUGGCCAGAGGGGCACCCUAACUCCAGGCCAUCCUUGUGAACUCAUCUGCAUAGGGCAAACGGAGGCGGAAUGGAUGUGGCAGGCGACUGGCACGAUUUUCAAGGAAAGUCAACAUUUCCACAAAGACUGUCCACCGGAGUGCUAUUGGGCGCCAGAAUCUUGCUUACUGGGGGAGAAUUGGAUGUAUGAGUGCUAUAAUGUAAUGUGGAUCGAGCGAAAGGAUGGAAUUGCGUAUAGGAAAGGGGUAGGGAGGGUCUUCAAGGCGAUCUGGGAUCAGGUAGAGACCGAGGAGGUAGACGUGAGACUGGAUUGAGUCUGGGGUGCACCUUGCAUCUAGGUUCAGGGUCAUUCUUCGGUCUGGAUGCCUACUCUUUGCAUCCCUUGGUCAGUUCGAUAUGAGUGCUCUAGAGGUGACUGCCGCUUUUCACAUCGACUGAAUACUCUCUGCGCUUUGCCUGUUUCCUUGUGUAUUGAGAAUUUCCUCCUACAGGUGAACAGCUAGGAGCCGCAGCG
Messenger RNA from Westerdykella ornata, 2480 nucleotides. RefSeq names its product HET-domain-containing protein. The transcript has a single exon. Lineage: Eukaryota; Fungi; Ascomycota; Dothideomycetes; Pleosporales; Sporormiaceae. The record is from RefSeq and is a predicted model, not a curated record. The coding region runs from base 175 to 2280 and encodes 701 amino acids.